This is a messenger RNA of Ochlerotatus camptorhynchus, 3685 nucleotides long. RefSeq lists its product as uncharacterized. The transcript has a single exon. NCBI's taxonomy places the organism in Eukaryota, Metazoa, Arthropoda, Insecta, Diptera, Culicidae. Bases 9 to 3674 code for a protein of 1221 amino acids. The record is from RefSeq and is a predicted model, not a curated record.
ACUCAACCAUGGACGGAGGACGUUCCAAUAAAGGAGAGAACGACACAACUGGUUUUGAUUUCCAGCAUUACACAUUGCUCUACUGUAUCGAACAUCUUCGGAAGCACAAGAAUCGUUUUCCGGAAUUUAAAAUCGGAAGUGCCAUCGACGGAUUUGGGGCCCUGGAUGAUAUUGUUCUACAUGUUGCUUUACCAGGAUCAAGAACGGUCACCAAUUUACUGCAAGUAAAACAUUCGACACGGACGAUAACCGAUAUUUAUCUGUGUGAUGACGCGAAGACGUGCGUUUUGAAAUAUUUCAAGACGUUCCUCUUUUUGAAAAAAACCAUCCCACUGGAGCAACUGGAGCAGUUAAUAAUAUGGACAAAUAUGUCAUUCGCUAAAAACGUUCAGGAUUGGUUUGAGAAGUAUGUUCCAACAGAUGACGAAAGAGACAUACUAAAAAACGACGGAAGCCUGCCUUACGAACGAUUCCGAUUUAAGAAGGACAAAUUUAAGGAUAUUUCUGAGAGCUUUCUGGACGAUGCUCAUCCCCGAACAACACUCAUCGAUAAGUUCGUUCAUGUUUUGUUUGAAAAAAAAGAAUGGAGCUCAAAAUAUGCGGCUAAAAGCUACUAUCGCGUAAUGGCAAAGGAGAUCAUCGAGUGCAAUGGGGUGAAUUCCAAGUUCAAGGAACACUUCAUCACCGGAGAAGGGUUGCUUCCGGAAACCGUACAAUUCCGGAAAUAUUUUGAAGUAGUGAUGAAGGCUAUGUUUAUUAGGAAAAAAAUUGGUUCGUUUACCAUGGCAGAUUUGAACAGCGACGAAUAUAAGACUUACUAUCAGGUGAUGGUUGAUGCAGAUUUUACAGAAGGCACUAAGGCAGAUGUACAGUGGAAGAAAUGGGAGCACGAGCCUCAGGUGACGGAUUUGGAGGAAUUUCGCCAGCGCUUUAUCUUCUAUGUUAAGGUGCCAAUAUCAAUUGAUCUUGAAAAGUUUUUAAUAACUCAAGUGGGAUGCUUUAAACAAUUAUGUGAGAUACUAAAGCAGUGUGCAUUCAAGAAAAUGAUCGAUGAGAAGAUAACUGAUAAACUAUUCUUACUGAUGAAACAUCGAGAAAAUAUGGUUUCUCGUCCCUACACAAAUCUGCAAUUUGAUGACUUAGAUGUGUUACAACAAAAAGUUAUUGAAUUCAUGCAGGAUAGUUCAAGAAGGUGUUUACACGUGAAAGCCGUACAGGACGUGCAAUGCUCUGGUUCUCGUCUGAUUUCACCAAUUAAAAAUUGCUUGGCUCCACUGAAUGAGCGAUAUUUGGUCGUGAACUGCAGCAACUUCUAUAAGAACUGGGAUAAUUUGCAAGCUAUUUUAAAAGAGAAGAUAUUAGUCGAAAUCGGUUUAAAGUGCAUAAUUAUUACAGAAGUGCCUAAAAAUAAGUUACAGGACAUCGAAACCAAACUAUCAACGAGUGAGGUUAAAGCGAUACUUGUUGGUGGUCAGCUAGACAAUGGCUUCGAGGAUAAGUUUGACAUUAGUACGCUGCAUCCAGACAGUAAGGAUAUAAUCAGUAGCCGGGAAAUCUUUCUAUCUGAGCAGCAGGCGGCAAAGGCAGGCGAGAUCUAUGGGAAUGAGCUCUUCCGAAAGGAGAAUUAUCGAUUGGCGUUGGACCUUUUUCAAAUCCAAAGACCAAUACAGCUGGAAGGCAACGAACUUCAGCUUGACGAACACUUCCGAGAAAGACAGCUGAAGGUUGAGCAGAAUGAGACAAAUGUGCUAGAUUUGAUACGCAGCAAAGACUAUCAGCAAAUCGUCGUAUCCGAUCAAGCCGGCAUGGGUAAAAGCACCGAAUUGAUUAACAUCGCUGUUGAGAUGCGAAAGACUUAUAAAGAUCAUCUGGUUGUUUGCUUGGAUUGUAAAGGUGUUCUAAGGCAUCACGGCGAUAAGGAAGAUUUCGCAUAUAUUGUAUGUCAAAUGACUAACAUCAGAGGAGGGACAAAGGAAGUUGUUGUGCGAAAAAUUAUCGAGCUGGGAAAGAUGAUUCUGCUGUUGGAUGGAAUCGAUGAAGUGAGUGGCAGUUGCAGAACCAACCUGGAGGCGAUGUUAAAUACCAUAUCAAAGACAAGGCUGUUCAAGCUUGUUAUCGCUACCCGACCACAUUGCAACACUCUAAUCCAGAAGAUUCUCCCCUUAUGCAUUAUAUGUAAGUUGGAACCUUUCAGCACAUCAGACCAGCUAGAGUAUCUGAUGAGUUUCUGGAAGGUCAAUGAUUUGGCUGACGAAAAUGAUCACACCGAAGAAAACGCCAUAGAGCUGAUAAACAGAUUCCGCUCCAUGCUCAAAGAUGGAUCCUUGAUCGGUAUACCUUUGCAAACAUACAUGAUUGCUGUCAUCUACCAAACGUCUAUCAUGGCAAAAGAUUUCGAGCAACCCAAACCCUACGAGAUCGGCAACAUUUAUAAGCAGUUUAUUGAACUAAAAUUUCAAGAAUCAAUCAAACGCCAGUUCGAUCUAACAUCCAAAGCCCAUGAAAAUGCCAUACGCACCCAGCAGGAAAAUUUUAUUCCAGAUCACAUCGCAAUGGCGCAAAAAAUCUACUCAAACGCUCCGGAAUCAGAACUGAAGCAGCUUUUCGACCAACUGCAAACCUACGGCUUGGUCCGACUGCAUCCUUCAGAUUCCUUUGGAUUUGUCCACUAUACCUACCUUGAAUAUUUCGUCAGUUUGUAUUUCCUUACUCACGCAACUAAUGCCAAUAAAGCAUUUAUUUCCUUCAUGCGCCAAAAUCUGUGUGCAUCUCGAGAGAGCAUCGUUACAAAAUUCAUGAACUUCCACAUUGGGGAGAUCGAUCCUUCUAGAAAACUUGAAACCGAUAACACCAUAACAGAUUGCUUGCCGAACGAUUUUGAACCACCGUCAACUGGUCGUCUCCAUCCGGACAAGCUCCGAGAAAUCCACCUCUACUUACUGAAUCAUUGUUCGGAAGCCGAACGGUACACACUAAUACGCAGCAGCUUCAACCUUUCGGCGUUCAACGUUUUAGAAGUGCUGUAUGACAGCCUCCCUACGGAUACCAAGUCUGCGUUGAAAUUUCGCUUCGGUAACAAACCGGAACCUAACUUCAUCAACCUCAAAAAACUUGGCGCAAAUCAAGUCGUUCAAUUAUUGAACAUCUUACUGAAAAAGAACCCCGAUAAAUUGGUUCGACUAUAUCUGACCGACUUUGGCGAUAGCGAUGAGGACUUUCUCGAAGUGGCCUGUCGGAAACCGUUCUGCCAGGUAUUGGAUUGGUUGGUCGAUGAUCUAAUUCCUAACCUCAAUUGCGAAGAGCGAAUCGCACUCAACAGCUACGUAGACCACCGUUUCGUCAUGUAUCUUCAACUGAUUGUAAAACACAACAACGCUCGAUUUCUUCAGAAAGCAAUCCAGUGUGCAAAAGACCUUUGGCCAAAAAGUGUCAUUCUUUGUUUCCUACUUAAGCGCAACGUACUACAGGUGUUCCUGAACACCGUUGAGCUCCCAAGUGAUACUAAACCUCUGAAAGACGAGCAGCGAGUUGAGAUGGUUCGCCACAUACAUGGUCUCUACCAGUGGGCCUUCGAUGGCCAAUUCCUAGCUAGUGACGACUGCUGCAAUACAAUUGCUAAUCUACAGAUUGAUACCAUAAAAUGUGCAUUUAAUGACACAUUUCCGAGCUUAUAACGCUUAGUGAU